This is a messenger RNA of Cynara cardunculus var. scolymus (artichoke), 700 nucleotides long. RefSeq names its product 60S ribosomal protein L28-1-like. NCBI's taxonomy places the organism in Eukaryota, Viridiplantae, Streptophyta, Magnoliopsida, Asterales, Asteraceae. Gene Ontology annotation, cellular component: cytosolic large ribosomal subunit; ribosome. Bases 98 to 550 code for a protein of 150 amino acids. The record is from RefSeq and is a predicted model, not a curated record. Gene Ontology annotation, molecular function: structural constituent of ribosome. The transcript has 4 exons. Gene Ontology annotation, biological process: translation.
UAUAUACACGAAGUCCGUCUCUUUCUUCUUCCUUCAAGAACUCUUCCAGCGAAAACGGCCGCCGGAGCAAAACACUAUACGUGAAGCUGUAGGGGUAAUGGCGACAGUACCAGGGCAGCUGAUAUGGGAGAUCGUAAAGAAGAACAACUCGUUUCUCGUUAAGGAGUUCGGUAAUGGAACUCAAAGCGUUCAGUUCAGCAAAGAGCCUAAUAAUCUCUACAAUCUCAACUCGUACAAACACUCUGGACUGGCUAACAAGAAGACGGUAACCAUCCAGCCGGCUGGUAAGGAUCAGGCUGUGUUGCUUGCAACGACUAAGACCAAGAAACAGGGGAAGCCUGCAAGUUUGCUUAACAAAUCCAUUAUGAAGAAGGAGUUCUACCGCAUGGCAAAGGCUGUUUCAAAUCAGGUUGCAGAUAACCAUUACAGGCCGGAUUUGAAGAAGGCUGCUCUGGCUAGGUUGAGCGCAGUGAACCGAAGCCUUAAGGUCUCAAAGUCGGGUGCAAAGAAGAAGAACCGACAGGCUUUCAAGAUUUGUGGCAGGAAAUGAAGCUCGAAUUGCUGGAUAUUUUGAUCAUAAUUAUCUUAUUUGUUAGUGUUUGGUUUGCAUGUUGAUGAACAAUAUUUUGUUAGAAAUUAUCUGAGAAUACAAUUUUGAUGGUCCUUAGCCUGAAUGAUAUCUGCUUAUUUGCUAUAUAAC